This is a messenger RNA of Fomitopsis serialis, 2741 nucleotides long. RefSeq names its product argonaute-like protein. The record is from RefSeq and is a predicted model, not a curated record. Lineage: Eukaryota; Fungi; Basidiomycota; Agaricomycetes; Polyporales; Fomitopsidaceae. Gene Ontology annotation, molecular function: RNA binding; protein binding. Bases 232 to 2559 code for a protein of 775 amino acids. The transcript has 24 exons.
GGCCCCAAUCUCGUCGGACGCGGCGCCGGUGCCGGCGCGCCCGCCGCCGGGUUGCCCUCGCGCGACGCUCACAUUACCACCGUCGGUGUGAGGCGCAGCGCGUUCGGCACCGCAGGCAGGGUCAUCCCCAUCACCACCAACCACUUUUUGGUCAAGAUCCCCGAGGCCAUCAUCCACCACUACGAUGUGGUCAUCCGCCCGGACGAGAAGACACUCCCGGCGCGUCUCAACAUGGAGAUCAUUGACCGCCUUCAAAAGGCCAUCGCCCCCCAGAACUUGUUCGCCGCGCGAGAGCUCCCGUUUGGGGACACCCGCAGCCAGGAGUUCGACGUCACGCUCGAAGACCCCGGAGCCCCACCACUGCCCGUCAAACUGACCCAUGUGGCGGAAAUCAAUCCCGAGGUCCUCGCGCGUUUCCUGCAGGGCAAGCAAUCUCAUGAUAAUACCGUGCUCACCGCCAUCACGGUAAGUGCCUUGCCUCACGCGACGCCCCCUUUGUUGACCACAGGUGCAGGCCCUCAACGUCGUCAUUCGCAUGGAUCCUUCCCUCAAAUACCCCUUCAACGUGCGCUCUUCUUCACCAACCGCGAGACGAAGGACAUUGGCGGCGGCAUCGUCCUCUGGCGUGGCUACUUCCAAUCCGUGCGCCCAGCUAUCGGCAAGAUGCUCAUCAACGUGGACAUCAGCACGGGAACCAUGUACAAGGAGGGCUCGUUGUUCAACCUUUGCCUGGAAUUUUUUGGAACCAGGGAUCCCACCUUUGUGUUCCCGAUCAAGCGCCUGACCGAACGUGAGCGCAUCCGUCUGCAGCGCUUCCUCAGCGGCGUGCGUGUCGUCACGGUGACACCGGGCGGGCAGCAGUCGGCGCGGACGCCGCGAGUCAUCAAAAAGCUCUCCGACGCUGGAGCGAACGCCCUCGGCUUCACCACGCGCGAGGGCAAGGCCAUCACCGUCGCGCAGUAUUUCCGCCAGACGUACAACCAUCAGUUGAAGUACCCCGAGGCCGUCUGUGCGGAGGUCGGCAAUGGCGCACUCAUUCCGAUUGAGAUGCUCUAUAAGACCAAGGACGUACUCGAGUUCGCGACGAAGAAGCCGCAGGAUCGUCUGCAGAGCAUCGCGAAUGGACUAGGAGUGUUGCAAUACGGCCAAUCGGAAUAUGUUCGGCAAUUUGGCCUGGAAGUCCAGCCGAAUGCGAAGCCGAUGUCGUUGUCAGCGCGCGUGCUCAUCCCUCCUACUCUGAAGUACGGCGUUGGAUCGAAGCAGGCGACGAUUGUUCCCCGCGACGGCUCAUGGAACAUGGUCGAUAAAAAGUUCUUCCUGCCAUGCGUGAUCAACCGGUGGAUCGUGGUCGUCUUCGAGCGGAAGGCGCGCUUCGAGGAGGAUCUCCUGCAAGGGAUGGUCAGGAACCUUGUCAGCGCCUGCAAAGCCGUUGGCAUCACUGUGAACGACGAGAGACCGAUCUACGAGUGGGUAAAUCCUCAGGGCUCUGUCCACACGCAAUUGUCGCGUAUAGGAAGCCUCUGCAAAGAUAGGUACAAGGUCAUGCCCAACCUCAUCGUCUGCGUGCUGCCCGAGGGGGCAACGGAUCUGUACACCGCCAUCAAACACUUCGGGGACAUUCAGGUUGGGGUCGCCACACAGUGCAUGAAGGCCGACAAGUGCAAGAGGGCGAAGGAGCAGUACUUCGCGAACGUCUGUCUCAAGAUUAACGUCAAGUUGGGAGGCAUCAACACCAUCCCUGAGCCUCGUUCGGUUUCGGCUCUGACUGACCCCCACAACCCCACCAUCGUUAUGGGCGCAGACGUCAUUCACCCUGCCCCCGGAGCCGAGGGUCGGCCGUCCUUCACGGCGUUGGUCGCGAACGUGGACUCCGACACCGCCAAGUACGUGGCCGACUGUCGCGUGCAGACGUCGCGUCAGGAGCUCAUCGAGGACCUGGAGGAGAUGAUCGUACAUGGGGUACCGCAAAACAGGGAGAAGAAGGCCAACCCAGCCCCCACGCGCAUCAUCUUCUACCGGGACGGUGUCUCUGAGGGACAAUUCAAGCAGGUGCUCGAGCAAGAAUUGCCGCUCAUCAAGAAGGCCUGCGCCAGACUCAACAUCAACCCCAAGAUUACCAUGAUCGUGGUUGGAAAGCGCCACCACGUCAGGUUCUUCCCUCAGAGCGAGAGGGACAGGGACAGGAGCGGCAAUUGCCCCGCCGGCACCGUCGUCGACCAGGAAGUCACGCACCCGCUCGAGCUCGAUUGGCCCGCGCACUACAGCGUCCUGCACGAUGAGAACGGUUUUACACCCGACAGCUUGCAGGCACUCUCGUUUGCCCUUUGUCACGUCUACGCGCGCUCGACACGAUCCGUCUCGAUCCCUGCGCCGGUGUAUUAUGCGGACAUCGUCUGCUCCCGCGCGAAGAACCACUACAACCCGGAGGAGGCCAUGCGCUUGGACGAUAGCUCUGGUAUGCCGCAGGACAGGGCCUCUGCCAUCGCGAGCCUCUCUAUGUUCAAGGACGCAUUCAAGCCUCUGCACAAGAACAUGUCCUACCUCAUGUAUUUCUCUUAAGCUGCCAUGUUUGCAAAGUCUCUGAAGUGUAGCGCUUAAUUCUCCCCGUCGCUCACUGUCUCGCUCUGGAUCCCGCACUGUUGUACUGUUGCCUGUCAUGUAUCACUUCGCCGCUCCUUACGCUGUAAUCUUACCCCACGAACGGUCUGGAAUGUUUAUUAUCCAUUGUUGACUCCUCGGAA